UUCAUGUAAGCAGGGAUCAAGAUAACACCAUGUCUGGCUCUGAAGACUUAUGUCGCCACAUGAAAGUAGUAGUCCGUGUGCGUCCUGAGAACACAAAAGAAAAGGCAGAUGCCUUCCGGAAGGUGGUUCAUGUUGUGGAUAAACAUAUACUUGUUUUUGAUCCAAAACAAGAAGAAGUCAGUUUUUUUCACAGACCAAAACCUACAAAUUUUGAUAUUACUAAAAGACAAAAUAAAGAUCUUAAGUUUGUAUUUGAUGCUGUUUUUGAUGAAACGUCAACUCAAAUGGAAGUUUUUGAACACACAACCAAGCCAAUUCUUCAUAGUUUUCUGAAUGGAUACAAUUGCACAGUACUUGCAUAUGGUGCCACUGGAGCUGGGAAGACUCACACAAUGCUAGGAUCAGCUGCUGAACCCGGGGUAAUGUACCUAACAAUGUUAGACCUUUUCAAAUCCAUGGAUGAGAUUAAAGAAGAGAAAGAGUGCAGUACUGCAGUUUCUUAUCUGGAGGUGUAUAAUGAACAGAUUCGUGACCUCUUGACAAAUUCAGGUCCACUUGCUGUCCGGGAAGACUCCCAAAAAGGAGUGGUUGUUCAGGGACUCACCUUAUACCAGCCUAAAUCCUCAGAGGAAAUACUACAGCUACUAGACAAUGGAAACAAAAACAGGACACAGCAUCCCACUGACGUGAAUGCUGCAUCUUCUCGUUCUCAUGCUGUUUUCCAGAUCUAUUUAAGACAACAAGACAAAACGGCAAACAUCAAUCAAAAUGUCCGAAUAGCCAAAAUGUCACUCAUUGACCUUGCAGGAUCUGAGCGGGCCAGUACUUCUGGUACUAAAGGAACACGAUUUGUAGAAGGCACAAAUAUUAAUAAAUCCCUUUUAGCACUUGGCAAUGUCAUCAAUGCCUUAGCAGAUACAAAGAGACGGAAUCAGCAUAUUCCUUACAGGAAUAGUAAGCUUACUCGCUUGUUGAAGGAUUCUCUUGGAGGAAACUGUCAGACUAUAAUGAUAGCUGCAGUUAGUCCUUCCUCUUUAUUCUACGAUGACACUUACAACACUCUUAAGUAUGCUAAUCGUGCAAAAGACAUCAAAUCUUCUCUGUUGAAGAGCAAUGUUCUGAAUCUCAACAGUCACAUAUCUCAAUAUGUAAAGAUCUGUAAUGUGCAGAAAGCAGAGAUUUUAAUGUUGAAAGAAAAACUAAAAGCUUAUGAAGAACAGAAAACCUUGAGUGACAAAAAUGACUGUGCAAAAUUAGAACAUUCAAACAUUCACGACAAAGAAAUUGAAAGAUUUCAAGAAAUUCUGAACUCCUUGUUCCAGAAUCGAGAAGGAAUCAGGCAAGAAUAUCUGAAGUUAGAAAUGUUACUUAAAGAAAAUGAACUAAAGUCAUUCUAUCACCAGCAGUGCCACAGGCAAAUAGAGAUGAUGUGUUCUGAAGACAAAGUAGAAAAGGCCACUUGCAAGCGAGAUCACAGACUUGAAAAGUUGAAAACUGUUCGCUGUGUCCUGGAGAAAAAGAAGGAAGAGAUGAUGAAACAGUUUGAGGAAAAUACUAAUUGGCUACAUCGAGUGGAAAGUGAAAUGGGACUCUUAGGUCAAAAUGGUGAUAUUCCAGAGGAACUCAAUAAAGAUCUUCAUUGUCACCAUUUACAUCUCCUGAACAAAGACCUGAAAACACAAAUUGGAUACAUGACGGCUCUAGCUUGCCUCCAAGAGCAGCAGAACAGGCAAACGGAAGCAGUAUUAAAUGCUUUAAUUCCAGCUCUAAGAAAACAGUAUUGGAGGUUGAAAGAAACUGGCCUGUCAAACGCUGCUUUUGAUUCUGACUUCAAAGAUAUUGAACAUUUGGUAGAAAGGAAAAAGGUGGUGGCUUGGGCCGACCAAGCUACCGAACAUUCAAGCCAAAAUGAUCUCCCAGGAAUUUCUCUUCUUAUGACCUUCCCACCGCUUGCACCAAUUCAGUCUAUUCCUUGUUGCACAUCCUCGAGUGAACCUAACUUGCUUAAAAUUACUCCACAUAAAAGAACCAGAAGAAAAUUAAUUCCUUGUUCCUUGAAAGUAAAACAUACUCAGAAGUCUGUCCUGUCUGAAGGUGUACAGCUCAAUGAUUCUUUCAGCAAAGAACUUCAGCCUAUUGUUUAUACCCCAGAGGACUACAGAAGACCUCUUCAAGACCUGUCUCCAGCCUUAACACGACCUUUGCCACAUACUGCAAAUGUAACCAAUGAUAAUUCCAUGAAAGCACUAUUUAAAGUAGAAUCUCCUCUCAGCAGUAGAACAGAGUGUGAACAGGGUUUGGACUCUACAUUUACUCUAUGUGAUGACACUAGGAAGUUGAAGAGUAAACUACCUGAACAAGAAUCACUACCAAGCAGCAAAAGCAGUUUAAACAGGGUUGAGUCUUCUUCAUUUUCAACUAUGGAUUCUAAGACUGUAUCAACAAGUGUGCCGUCCUAUAUGGCACUGACCACUGCUGCAAAGAGGAAGUGGAAAUUAAUAAGCUCUACAUCAAAUGCUUCAUUAAAAUCCAACGAAAAUCAUGGAUGUGCCAAACGCAUUCGAAAAGAUAAUUCAAGAGAUAAGCUCUUGCAACAAAACAGACCGACAGUAGGCUAUAAAAGAAACAGCAACAAAGGAAAUUCAAAUGUGCUUAGAAAAUUUAGAAGAAACACUUCAAAAGAAAAUGUACAAUAAGAACUGUCAAUGUCCUUAGCCUGGUAUUUGUCCCUUCAGAAAUGUGUUUCAAGUCUGUGAAAGAAGGCUAUCUAAAACUGUUCACUCAAAUAUUUUCAGCAAGCAAAAUGAAACUUCUUUUGUAUUUAGAAUAAAUAUAAAAUUACAACAGGUUAUCUGUCCCAUUUCUCCAUUAUUUGUUACUCUUGAAAAAUAUCUCUAAGUCAACAUGAUGUCAGUUUAAUUUUAUUUUAUCACAACUUGAUUAAGACAUUGUAGAAAAAUAGCAAAUUAUUAUAUUGCCCUUAUUAUUUUCAAAAAUACAGAGACUUUAGAAGUCAUAAAAUUAGGACCAAGAUGUAUUUGAUCUUCUGUUGUGUGUCAAUAUGUUGUUUUAUUCAUACUUGUGAUUUUAGUUUCUAAAACUUUGGUGUACAAAUGUAGAUAUAUGUGGCCAUAACAUUGGAAAUGUUGUUUAAAUACCUGCCUUAAAUAAAAUACUAAUAUUUU
Messenger RNA from Acomys russatus (golden spiny mouse), 3185 nucleotides. RefSeq names its product kinesin family member 18A (gene Kif18a). Gene Ontology annotation, biological process: microtubule-based movement. The transcript has 16 exons. Lineage: Eukaryota; Metazoa; Chordata; Mammalia; Rodentia; Muridae. The record is from RefSeq and is a predicted model, not a curated record. Bases 30 to 2696 code for a protein of 888 amino acids. Gene Ontology annotation, molecular function: microtubule binding; ATP binding; microtubule motor activity.